AUGUCGGAGAUCGACAUGUCAGUUAUUAAACCAGAGAUGAUGAAGCCCUAUAUUUGGCUUCAGACUUCGGAUGGUUCCAUCCAACAGGUGGAGCAAGAAAUCGCAAUGUUUUGCCCUUUCAUUUGUCAAGAAAUUAUACAAAAAGGCGCCGGUUCUUCCAAAAAUUGUGCCAUAUGCCUUCCUGAAAAAGUCACUCCUGCUAUGUUGAGUUUAGUUCUUGAUUAUUGUCGUUUUCAUCAAGUACCAGGUCGCUCCAACAAGGAACGAAAGUCUCAUGAUGAAAGAUUCAUAAGGAUGGAUACCAAACGACUCUGUGAUUUGACAUCUGCCGCAGACAGCCUUCAGUUGAGGCCGCUGGUUGAUCUUACAAGUCGCACACUUGCAAGAAUAAUUGAAGGAAAAUCUCCCGAGGAGAUACGGGAGAUAUUUCAUUUGCCGGAUGAUCUCACAGAGGAAGAGAAGUUGGAGCCUCUGAAAAACACAACCGAUGACCCGAGGAUAAGGCUUUUGAACCGGUUGUAUGCGAAAAAAAGGAAAGAGCUAAAAGAGCGUGGGAGAUUAAAGAAUGCUGAAUUAGAAGGAGAGCAUGUAGAUGAACGCUCGGUUGAUGAACUUUUGUCUUUUAUUAAUGGAAAUGAUGAAGAUUCAAAAGGGUCCAAAACUUCUAAGAGUAAAAAGAAGAAUAGAAGGAAAAAAGAGCAGAAGAAGAGCUCUCUUUUAACUGAAGCUUCCAAACCGAAAAAGGAGUUAAGUGGUCAUAGUUCUGUAUCUGAUAAAAUCGCUGGAACCUCAAAUAAUCAUACAGAAGAUGACACAUUUAGUCAUAAAGAGUUUGAUGAUGACGAUGAUGGAGAUGUAGAUGAUGAGAUUGAUCCUGCACUACAGGAAAAAAUUGACAGGGAAGUAGAAGAUUUUGCCCGUCGUUUAAAUUCCGACUGGCCAGAAAGGAUGCAAGAAUUUUUAUCAUCAGGGCAAGAAAGGAAGUCAACGCUUUUUGCUUCCAACGGGAAUGGUCUUCUAAGGCGAAAUAUUUGA
Messenger RNA from Vicia faba (fava bean), 1035 nucleotides. Lineage: Eukaryota; Viridiplantae; Streptophyta; Magnoliopsida; Fabales; Fabaceae. The record is from the annotation of a GenBank genome assembly.